Messenger RNA from Nelumbo nucifera (sacred lotus), 2528 nucleotides. RefSeq names its product putative LRR receptor-like serine/threonine-protein kinase At1g63430. Gene Ontology annotation, biological process: protein phosphorylation. Lineage: Eukaryota; Viridiplantae; Streptophyta; Magnoliopsida; Proteales; Nelumbonaceae. The record is from RefSeq and is a predicted model, not a curated record. Gene Ontology annotation, molecular function: protein kinase activity; ATP binding; protein binding.
UCCCACGUUUCUCUCUCUCUCUCGCAUCACUCACUUUCUCCCUUCUUCUUCUUUAUCUCUUUUGUCUUUCAAAAAUCUCACAAGCUUGCUCGCUUUUAGUCUUCACUGCUUUUCUCUCUUUGGUCUUUGCGCUCAGUAUUCACAUCCUCUUCUAUAUCAUGGAAGUUGUAGAAGCAGGGGUUCAUUGUUUUUGUUUGUCGACAAAUUCAUCUCCAUUUUAGUGUUUUUUUUUUUUUGGUUUUUUCAUAGUUUCUAGCUUUGAUGGCUCUUUCCCGUUUCUGGGUUUCUGUAAGAACCUCGUAUUCUUGAAAGAAAACUGAGAGGCAGAGAGUAUAGGCAAUUGCGGACAAGAUGGGAUCAUUUGGGUCUUUUCAGCUUCUUUGUGUUUUUUCGGGACUUCUUUUCGCGUCUUCUAGUUCGUUGGCUUAUAAUGAAGUUUCGGCUCUUACGGCAUUCAAACAAGCUAUAUAUGAGGACCCUUCCCGGGUUUUGUCAAGUUGGAACUCCCUCGAUCCAGAUCCUUGCAACUGGUCAGGCAUUACCUGUUCAAAGGAUCGAGUUCAUGUUAUAAAGCUAAACCUUUCUAAUUCAUCUUUAAGGGGAUUUCUUUCACCGGACUUGGGCUAUCUGUCUUCCUUGGAAGAACUGAUUCUUCAGAAAAAUAAUCUCCUUGGGACAAUACCGAAGGAAAUUGGAAUGUUGAAAAACCUCAAGAUCUUGUAUUUGGGAAUGAACCAACUAUCAGGGGCAAUUCCUCCGGAGAUUGGAAAGUUGACCAUCCUCACAAAAAUAAACCUUCAGUCUAAUGGGUUGACCGGGAGUUUGCCUCCUGAGUUUGGAAACUUGAGGAAUCUCGUGGAAGUGCGGUUGGAUAGGAAUAAACUUAAAGGAACUGUCCCUGGAAGUAGUGACUCAAACGUUACGUCUAAGAUGCAUGAGUUAUCUUUAUCUCAGUCCACUGGCUUUUGCUGUUUAUAUCGGCUAAACAAUGCAGAUUUCUCAUACAACUUCUUUGUUGGGAGAAUACCACGGUGCCUGGAUCAUCUUCCAAGAACAAGCUUUCAGGGGAACUGCUUCCAAGAAAAAAAUGUUAAACAGCGUUCUGCUUCACAAUGUGAAACCAACUCAAAACACCGGCAUCCUGAACCUAUUCAUCAUAGACCUGCCUGGCUGCUAGCUCUAGAAAUUGUAACAGGAACCCUUUCGGGUAUCUUCUUUCUCUUUGCUAUUGUUACCGCUGUUAAAAGAUGCAAAGGGAAAUCCCCUGUCAUAAUCCCUUGGAAGAAAACAUCAAAUGGGAAGGAUAGCAUGGCAAUAUACAUAGAUUCAGAGAUGCUGAAGGAUGUGUUGAGAUUUAGCAGACAGGAGCUCGAAGUAGCCUGUGAGGAUUUUAGCAAUAUCAUUGGAUCCUCCCCAGACAGCUUAGUCUAUAAAGGCACCACGAAAGGUGGUCCAGAGAUUGCUGUGAUAUCACUUGGCAUCAAGGAAGAAAACUGGACAGGGUAUCUUGAGCUUUAUUUUCAGAGAGAGGUGGCAGAUUUAGCAAGACUAGAUCAUGAGAAUACUGGAAAAUUACUGGGAUAUUGCAGGGAGAACAACCCAUUUUCAAGGAUGCUAGUCUUUGAAUAUGCAUCAAAUGGGACACUCUAUGAGCAUCUCCAUUAUGGUGAAGAAUCUCAGUUGUCUUGGACUCGACGCAUGAAAAUUAUUAUAGGCAUUGCUCGUGGCCUAAGAUAUCUGCACACAGAACUUGAGCCUCCAUUUUCAAUAUCUGAGCUAAAUUCCAGUUCUAUCUAUCUUACAGAAGAUUUCUCUCCAAAGCUGGUUGAUUUUGAAAGCUGGAAGGCAGUACUUGAAAGAUCAGAAAAGAACUCAGGUUCCUUGAGCAAUGUAGGUUCUUUAUGUAGUCUUCCAGAUUCUCUAGAUAAACGACAUCUCGAUGUCCAAGGCAACAUAUUUGCUUUUGGAGUACUCUUACUAGAAAUAAUCAGUGGGAGACCUCCAUACUGCAAAGACAGAGGGUGCUUGGUAGAUUGGGCUAAGGAGUAUCUAGAGCUGCCAGAAGUAAUAUCCUACCUUGUGGAUCCUGAAUUGAGACAUUUUAGAUACGAUGAUCUAAAAGCUGUAUGUGAGGUUGCUAGCCUCUGUAUUCAGUCAGAUCCCAACAAAAGGCCAUCCAUGGAGGAGUUGUGCCCUAUACUGGAGAACAGGAUUGAUGUAUCAGUAUCUGCCAAUCUGAAGGAAUCUCCUUUGGCAUGGGCUGAGCUUGUGAUAUCCUCAUAAUUGCAUCGAGGCUAACAUACUGUAAAUCUGGAAUAUACUUGUAAUACUGUUUUCUUUACCCAUUUUAAUUUUUCCUCUUUUCUUUUCUUUUGUCUAGGUUUUAAUUUUUGUUCUCUACUCCAUGGAAAUGUUUGCAUGAUGAAGAAAAUUUAGAGCUUCAUUCAUGGCAAAAGCAAUUAUCUUUGUAUUAUAUCGACUGAUCAGAAAAGUUUUGAAAUUACCAAAGGAAGGAUUUGUUAUGUUAA